This is a messenger RNA of Salarias fasciatus (jewelled blenny), 7291 nucleotides long. RefSeq names its product zinc finger protein 536 (gene znf536). Gene Ontology annotation, cellular component: nucleus. The transcript is spliced from 8 exons. The coding region runs from base 523 to 4860 and encodes 1445 amino acids. The record is from RefSeq and is a predicted model, not a curated record. Lineage: Eukaryota; Metazoa; Chordata; Actinopteri; Blenniiformes; Blenniidae. Gene Ontology annotation, molecular function: RNA polymerase II cis-regulatory region sequence-specific DNA binding; DNA-binding transcription factor activity, RNA polymerase II-specific. Gene Ontology annotation, biological process: regulation of DNA-templated transcription.
GUGUGUAUGGGGGGGGGGGGGGGACUGGCAAGCACAACGAGGCUUAUUUACAUUAAAUACGCACCAAGGUUACAGUGCAGAUAGAUGAGCGUCAUUUUUAUCACUCAUUACUUCUCUUAAGCGGUGACUGACGCGCAGGACGCAGAGGAGGAAACACUCAUUUAUCCUGGAGUUUCUAAGGCGAGGAGGAGAAGAGGAAGAAGAAGAGAGGAAGAAGCGAAACACUUCUCCCGAAAGGCUUCCGUCGUCCCACCUCCUGUGAGGCUGUCGGCGUCUCUUCCUGACACCCGGCGUUCGCUCGUUGGAGAGGCGGCAGUCGACUCGAGGGCUCCCUGAUCAGGGCCGAGCUGAAGUGGGCUUAACGGCGCUAAGCACACCGUCACGCUGUUUAAGAAACUCCCCCCACCACCCGGCGUCUGAGGUGGCUUCUGCAGUCGGCAGCAGUCAGUGAGGAGUGACGGCCAGAGGCCUCUUCGUCCCACCUGCCAGGUUCAGCUCCAGCAUGCAGUUGGCGUAUUGAGGAUGGAGGACUCGAGUUUAUGUCUUGGUGUGUCGUCAGUGGUGCCUGACGCCGAUGCCCAUCUGAGCAGUGCAGUGUUAAAUGGACGCUACCCGAUAAGUCAGAAGCUUCACCAGCUCACCGCCCAGCUAGGACACGCGUUUCCCGACCUACAUCGCCCGCAGCAAAUCCCCGAAGAGAAGGCCGCCACGCCGUUGGAUGAGAAGACGCACCACGCAGCCCUGGCCAGCCAGCCCAUCAGCAGUCAAAUGGCCCUGCUGGCCAAUCAGCUCAAUCGAGACAUCGAUGCAGGGGCGCUGAGUGGGUUGAACGGGCGCGUUGACUUGCAGCAGUUUCUCAACGGGCAGAACUUGGGCAUCAUGUCCCAGAUGAAUGAUAUCGAAGACGAUGCUCGCAAGAACAGAAAAUAUCCCUGUCCGUUGUGCGGCAAGCGCUUUCGCUUUAACAGCAUCCUGUCGCUCCACAUGCGCACGCACACAGGAGAGAAGCCAUUCAAGUGCCCCUACUGUGACCACAGAGCAGCCCAGAAAGGCAACCUGAAGAUCCAUCUCCGCACCCACAAGCUAGGAAAUCUCGGCAAAGGUCGCGGGCGCGUCCGAGAGGAAAACCGGCUGUUGCAUGAGCUUGAAGAGAGGGCCAUCCUGAGGGACAAGCAGAUGAGAGGCAGUGGAAGUCUCCUCCCACCCCCCCAAACACCACAUCUGAGCCUCAAUAGCAGCUCCAACACCCUUCAGCAGCCAUUAGCCUCAGCCUGCGGUCCACCACCCCCAUCAGGCCUUGCCACUCCGGAGACAUUGUCCCAGCCUUCCUCUUCACCCAAGCCGGCCGGCGCCCAAGAUGAGCAGUCCAUGAAUCCGACUACAGGCUUCCGUUGUACCUUCUGCAAAGGAAAGUUCAAGAAGCGUGAGGAGCUGGACCGCCACAUCCGCAUACUUCACAAGCCCUACAAAUGUACUCUCUGUGAGUUUGCAGCCUCCCACGAAGAAGAGCUGAUAAGUCAUGUGGAGAAGGCCCACAUCACAGCUGAAACAACCCAGGGCACAGGAGGUGGUGGAGGUGGAGGUGUGCAGACGGCCACCGAGUUUCGUUGUGACGUGUGCGGCCAGGUGUUCAGCCAGGCUUGGUUCCUCAAGGGUCACAUGCGAAAGCACAAGGACUCGUUCGAGCACUGCUGCCAAAUCUGUGGCCGUCGCUUUAAAGAACCCUGGUUCCUAAAGAACCAUAUGAAGGUGCACCUAAACAAACUGGCCAUCAAGAGCAAGCCGCCCCAGCCCAGUGAGCAAGACAUAGCUGCCGUCAACAGCAUGAGCAACCUUGCCCAGGAAGCUCACGCUAACCUUUAUUCCCGCUACAUCUCCUGUCUCCAGGGAGGCUUCCUUUCACCAGACAAGCAGGGUCUGAGUGAGCAGCACCAGAUGCUGGCUAAGGCAGGCAUAGCCAUGAAGGAAAAGGAGAUGUUGGGUAAGCUUCUGGGACCGAUGGCAGGCGGAAUGGGACAUGCUCUCGGUGAAAACGAGAAACGGUCACUCCUUGGUUGUCUCAACCUUGUGCCACCACUCAAGUCAAGCUGUAUGGAGCGCCUCCAGGCAGCGGCAAAAGUUGCAGAGAUGGACUCCCUCAAUAGCUACCAAGCCUGGCAGAUAAUGGCUCGUGGAAUGGCUAUGGACCGGGCUUUCAUGCCCAAGGAUCAACAGCAGCACCCACACCAUAUACCCACAGGGCAGGAAGAUGAGAUGGGUGGUGCAGGGGCCUUGAACUCCUACUCGAAAGAUAAACAAGACUACUCCCUGAUUGCUUCUAAUGAUAGCUCAAAGCAGAAGCAGCUCUCUGAGGCUUUGCAGGGAUCCAAGGUGUCUGGCGGAGCCUUGAUGUCCAUGAAGGAAGAUGGAAGAGGCUAUGACAGUCAUCGUGACUUAUUGGCUCACCACGGCGGUGCUGAUGCUCCUGGAGCUCUGGCUGGCUUGGGUAACCCAAACAUCGACUACAGCCUUUCCAAUCUGUCUAGCCUGAAGGAGAAACCUUCCGAGUGUCCCGACUGCGGGCGGGUCUUCAGAACCUACCAUCAAAUGGUCGUCCACUCAAGAAUCCACGGUAAAGACAGAAGAAGCAUUGAAGAAGCGCUUCAGCUCGAUGAGCGCCGCGGGUCAGCCAGUGACCCCGAGUCUCAGUCCAUCAGCCGUUCCACCACUCCGGGUUCAUCCAACGUGACAGAAGAGAGCGGAGCAGGCGGCGGACACUCGCAGACAGGAAGCAUCCAGGAUGACAGCCCGCAUCCCUCCUCGCCAUCCUCAGAUGUCGGGGAGGACCUGGCGAAGGCGGCGGGCAGCGCUCCGCCGCCGCUGUCCCAGCAGCACCGCGAGCGCGGCGGCCUGGCCUCCUCCUCCAAGGACUGUCCCUACUGCGGCAAGACCUUCCGCACCUCCCACCACCUCAAAGUGCACCUGCGCAUACACACAGGGGAGAAACCCUACCGGUGCCCUCAUUGUGACUACGCUGGCACCCAGUCUGCCAGUUUGAAGUACCACCUGGAGCGCCACCACCGCGAGCGCCAGAACGGCUCCACUCCGUCAGGCCCCUCCUCCGGACACACGUCCGACCACAAGGAUGACCACGGGAAGUCGGGCAGCGGCGUCUUCGCCCGACCCGAUGUGCUCCGUAAUGUUUUCAAGGGCAUGCCUCCCAACCUUGACUUCAGGGCGGGCCCCUUGCUGCCGCACCAGUGGGCGUCGCCCGGCAUGAUGUCCUCGCACGACCGAGACCGCCGUUAUGACUCCGCCCCUUCAGCUGAGAACAUGAAGCCGGCAGACGGACCGUCUCCCAUGGUCUCUGCAGCGGCUGACGGCCCCGCCAGCUUCUCUGACCUGAGCAGGGCUUACCAAAGCAUGAUGGGAAACGGAGUCCACUUUCAAGGUUCUCUUCAGGCCUUCAUGGACAGUUUUGUCCUCAACUCAAUGAAGAAGGACAUGAAGGACAACCAGAGUCCGGUCCAGCUCCAGGCCCAGCGCUACCACGAUAACGGUGAACCCAAAGCCAAGCGGGCGGUCACAGGAGACCAGGACAGAGAAGACAAGGCCGACGCCAAACCGGCCUCCGAACCCGGAAAACCCGGCGGCCAGUACGAACCCCUCGACCUGUCUGUGUCGGUCCGGCCGGAGUCUGCCUCGGGAUCUCUCCCCGGCUCCUCGGUCACCAUUCACGACAACGUGGCGUGGCACAGCUGCCUCUUCUGCUCCUUCUCCACCUCAUCCCUGGAGCUCAUGGCUCUGCACCUUCAAGCCAACCACAUGGGAAAGGCCCAGCUGCAGCGGGCAGAACCGGGAAAAGAGCUCCAGCGGGAGGGUUCUCCCACCACCUCCGCCCUCCUCUCCUCCAACACCAAGAACUCCGGGCCAGCCAACGAUAGAGAUGGAGACAGAGAUGGAGACAAACACCAGACUAGCUGGAACAAUCACAUGGACCAGCCGUACAACCCGUUCCAGAGCGACUUCUACAGGAGGUUCGGCGGCCUGUACGACGGAUCUCCGAGGGCCAAUCAGGCUCUUCAGGGGUACAUAGACCAGGCAGAGCAGAACCUGGACCUCCCAAGCCAGGGAUUUCCAGGAGCAGGGGAGGAGGACCAAAUCAUUGAAAGGAGCCCCUGUGGAAACGCCGAAGCUGAAAACAUUGGAUCAGAUGAAGAAGUGGCUAAAGCCGGGGCCCACAGUAACAGUGAGACCCCGUCCGACACCCCCAAGAGGCAGCAGCCACAGAGCCACUCCGACGACGAGGAAGAGGAGGGAGGAGCGGCCGAAGAGGAGGAGGAAAAAGAUGAGGACGGGCCAAUGGACUUGGAGAGAGAGGAAGGAGGAAGUCCAGGAUCAGACCACCUCCAGAAUCAUCCUAAACCUCUCCUGGACGACUCCCCUCUGCCUCCCAGGAGCAGCGGCGCUCUGGCCGCGUCGUCCUCCUCCGCCAUGACGCCGAUUCCUCUGGGCCAAUCCCAGGGCCCCGCUCUGGAGAAGCAGUGGCAGCCGGGCCUCGGCCUCCUGUCCCCUGGAGGGCCGCCGGGGCUGCUGAAGGCCGAGCCGCAGACCCACCUGGAGCAGCAGAUGAACAUGCUGUCCGUCCUCCGGGCCUACAGCAACGACAGCCUCCCCACCUUCAACGGCCUGGGCGGCGGAGCCGGCGCAGCCAACCCCGGGGCCAUGAAGAGGGCCGAUGCUUCCGUGCAUCUGUGGGUAGGCGAGGAGGACCAGCCCAUGGCCCAUGACCCCGCGUUGACCCACGACCCCAGCCACCAUAACAUCGACCUUAACAGCCACCCUAACAACCAUAACCUAGGCGGCAGCGAGGCAGAGUGAUGAGGAUGGCGGUGAUGGAGGAGGCGGAGGCGGAGGAGGAGGAGGAUGAAGGUUAAAUGAAGGAUUACACUAUAACAAAGACUUUAUUUAAGAUGAAAAAACACAUUCUACCAUCAGAGAAGAGAAGCGCCGGCCGAGCGCCGCCGGCUGAGAGCUGAGAGCGGCGUCCGAUUUGUGAGGGAUGGAUUUGCAGGAUGGACCUAAUGACUUUUGCAAAGCAUCCUCGGACACUAAACAAAGUGACAGCAACCCUUCUUCUUUUGUUUUUGUUUUUCCUGUUUGGUCUCCUGUGGUCUGAACCCCCCCCCCCCCCCCCCCCCCCCCCUCCUUGUCUUUGUUGUCCUGAACACUUUCUCCUCCUCUUUUUUUGAUGAAACUACCUGUCUGAUUAGCACUUCUUCUUCUUCUUCUUCUUCUCCCUGCGAGUUCUGAUACAUUCCUUCAUCUAGAAAGUCUUUUCUGUUCCUCCUUUAAAUUAGUGCUUAACUUAUAUGCUUUCCUGUCCUGUCAUGAUGAAGAAUAUAGCUCUUUUCCAUGUCCACAGGUGGUAUAGUAGAAUGUAUUCUGCUCUAGGGGGAUAGGAGCUCACCUUUUACCGGAAACCAAGCACAUUCCUGUCAGACUCCCCCCCACAUAGAGAAGACCCCUCGCCAUGCACAACACAGAUUUUAGCUAGCGAAAGGAAAGCAGACUGUUGAAUAACCGACACACUGUCGGUUCACUAUGAUAAAUUAUGAAGUCUUCAUUCCCGGCUGGUUUUGCGGUGGCGGGGGCGGCGACACAUUCAGACUGGCGAUACCACGCCCCACACUACACUAUAUAUACAUAUAAAUAUAUCUAUGUCUUUUUGUUCUUGUACUGUAUUAUCUGAGACAGCACCCAUAGAUGCUUAAUGUCUAUAGAGAGCUAUAUGAUAGCCGAAGAAAAAAAAAGCAAAACAUGAAAAAAAGGAAAAAAAGAAUUUAAAAAAAGUGACAGCAAAAAGUUCGAAAGCAUUUGUGAUGAGGAAAAAAAGCAAAAAAAAAAAAAAAAAAAGGUAGUUUACACCGACGGACGGCAGGCUUUCUCCAGUUAUGAAGAGGAGAGUUUAAAAAAAAAGAAUCUCUGAAUCAGUCAUUUUAAAAAAAAUGAGCGGGAACACUUUCUUUCUUUUUUUAAACCCCUUUUUCUCUCCAUCUCUCCCACCUCGACCUCAAGGACUCUCUAGUGUUGCAAAUGUUUGUAAAAUACUGCCACCGAUCAUUGUUGCACAGUGUUACUGACUACUGAAAAAUGGUUUGUUGUAUUUACUUUAAGACGAGAGAAGAAAAAAAAUGACAAAACUGGAAAAAAGACAUAUUGUGUAUAGCCUUAGAUACAAGUCAUCUGUUAUUGCUUCUUCAAAAGCUAUGUAGCCGUGCUAGACCGUAGAAAGUAGGGUUGAUUUCAUUUCUCUUUUUGUUUUUCAUUUUUAUAUGUACUGUACAUUAAUUGCCUUGUCCAUUUACCGAUCGGAAAAAAGAAAAAAACAGAGGAAAAAGAUGACAAUCGUCUCCUGUGCUGCAGACAUAUUCGCCCCCCCCCCUCCCUCCCUCCCUCCCCAGCGUAUAUACAGAACCCAUUAUGCAUAGAGGGAUUCCUCCUUUCUUCUUUCUUUCAUUUGUUUUCAAUUCUCAGAAGUAUUUUGCACUGUGAUAGUAUUAUAAAUCCAACCUAUACAGUACAAAACUAGCUAACUAACUAAAAAUGAAGGUGUGUGUUUGUGUGUCCCUUGACAUUGUGAAAUGUUUCUACGUCAUCUUUUGUGAACCCAGAGAAAAAGUCUAAUGCGGUAUGUACAGUCCGAAUAUUAUACUACUACUUCUUCUUUUCUUUUGUUUUUUAGUUUGAUCAACCUCUAUACUGUAUGUGGCUUUGACGAACUGUUAAACAUGACUUCUUUUGGAUUAUAAUCCCCAUCAAUCAAAUCCCAAUGUGAGAUUUCUCUCUCUCUCUUGUUUCUUUUUUCUUUUUUUUCUUUUGUUAUUCUGAAUAAAGCCUCCAGCCCUGGGAUUGUUUGAGGUUUGUGCAGACGGCUGCCAGCCAUUCUCUCCAGAAACAGAGGGGAUCCACCUAAAAAUAAUCAGGAGUGAGACUGGUGAAAAGUGAGAGGUGACAGUUUAGAGGAGGGGUGUUUGGAAACGGGGUCCGUGCAAACCGAUUGGAUGUAUUCCUGCUUGGAGGCACCUUGACCUCUGACCCCGCGUCUGUUUUCCAGGGGUGUAAAAGAUGAGAGGCCAUCCGUCUCUCUCGACCAGCUAUAACGAUCAUUCCACUCCACAUAAUAUGUACAAAACCUGUCUUGUGAGCUGAAACACUCUUUAUGUUUUGCUGUAUCCUCAUGGCAGAUGCUUCGUUUUGUAACUACUGAACUGUACUUAUAAUAAAAAUAAAAUGUAUUCAAACUAAAAAA